GAGUCCUAUCUAGCUUUAACUGUGUAGUCAGUCCCUCAGUGACAGAUCAGAGUAUCAGGGUUAGUGAGUAUCCUCCGGCCUCUGUUAGCUCCUUCAUGACUCACUGAGGACACCACAGCUGUCAGAUCCAACAUGAGGCUGCUGCCAGUGGUUGUUACACUGUUACUGACGGUGGCUGUGGCUUAUUAUGUUUACACCCCACUGCCUGAUGCCAUCCAGGAGCCGUGGAAGCUGAUGAUGCUGGAUGCUGCGUUCAGGACCACCAUGCACCUGAGCCGUUUGCAGGCUUGGCUGGGCUCUGACCAUUACAUUAUAUCAAUGAGGCAGUCCACAGAAGGUUUCGAUGGCCUGAUGGUUGGGCUGCGUGGUUCUGAGUCCAGCGGAGGGGUCAUGCUCGGAGUGAAAGUCAGCGACAUGACUUUUGCUGGUGUCCCAGUCCGAGUGUAUGAGCCCCCGGCUGGAGGGGAGGGUCAUCUGAGGAGAGGGUUGUUGUUUUUCCACGGAGGAGGCUGGGCGCUUGGUAGUGGCAAGAAGGGGGCAUAUGAUAGCCUCAACCGGAUGUUGUCCGACGAGCUCAACACCGUUGUGGUCUCUGUUGAGUAUCGUCUGUAUCCAGAGGUGCAUUUUCCAGAGCCGUAUUUAGACUGCCUCGCUGCCGCCAAGCACUUCUUAUCCCCAAAGGUUCAGGCCAAGUAUGCGAUCGACCCCGAACGUGUGGCCGUGGCAGGUGACAGUGCUGGGGGAAACCUGGCUGCUGCGGUCGCUCAAGAGAUUUCCUUAGAUGACACUAUGAGUGGGAAAUUCAGUGUCCAGGCGUUGAUCUACCCAGUGCUCCAGACUCUGGACUUCAACACACCCUCCUACCUGCAGAACCAACAUGUGCCCAUCCUCUACCGGUCCGUCAUGGUCAACUUCUGGCUGCAGUACCUCGGCGCUGACCUCUCUCUGCAGUCCCAGUGGCUGGCAAACAACCACAGCUCAAACAUCACCCCAGAGCUGAGGGCGCGGGUGGACUGGACCGCCCUCCUGCUCCCGAAACACAAGAAGAACUACAAGCCUCUGAUAGUGGAGAAAAGUUCACAGGGGGCAGUGAAGGAGGUGCCGGGGAUGCUGGAUGUGAGGGCGGCGCCGCUGUUGGCAGGACCUGAGGUUUUGGCGAAAUGCCCCCGAGCUUACAUCCUAACAUGCGAGUAUGACGUGUUGAGGGAUGAUGGCCUGAUGUACGCGCGGCGGUUACAGGACGCAGGUGUCACAGUUACUGUCGACCACUAUGAGGAAGGCUUCCACGGAUGUGUCAGCUUUGUAAAAUGGCCUUUUGAAUUUGAUGUAGGGAAGAGAGCACUUAGAGGUUACUUCAACUGGCUGCAGAACAACUUGUAAGAGUGUGUAUGUGUGUGCAAGUGUGUGACGGAUGCAUGCAUGUGUGUGUGUGUCUCAGUGAUACAAAUGCAGUGAUCAUUGCUUCAUGAAUCACAGACUUGCCAAGGGCUGAUACAUCUGCUCUUUGUUUAAAAAUCAAAGCUCAGGGGCCUCAUGUACCUGUGUAACAUUUAAGGUCUAUUAACACUGUAACAUGCUGGUAAUGGAGAGGGCAAAUAUGUGAACAUUACCAACACUGUCACCAGCUAAUAAAAAUGCCUAAUAGAUGCACAGCCA
Epinephelus lanceolatus (giant grouper) is the source of this 1656-nucleotide messenger RNA. RefSeq names its product neutral cholesterol ester hydrolase 1a (gene nceh1a). Lineage: Eukaryota; Metazoa; Chordata; Actinopteri; Perciformes; Serranidae. Gene Ontology annotation, cellular component: membrane. The record is from RefSeq and is a predicted model, not a curated record. Gene Ontology annotation, molecular function: carboxylic ester hydrolase activity.